Botrytis sinoallii is the source of this 207-nucleotide messenger RNA. RefSeq lists its product as uncharacterized. The record is from RefSeq and is a predicted model, not a curated record. The transcript has a single exon. The coding region runs from base 1 to 207 and encodes 68 amino acids. NCBI's taxonomy places the organism in Eukaryota, Fungi, Ascomycota, Leotiomycetes, Helotiales, Sclerotiniaceae.
AUGGGUUGGCUUCAUGUUUCAAAAGGCUUAAGUCUUACGGGUAACGAUCAUCAAUUGGUCUUUUUCAAGCGAAAGGAAGGUCUUAACCAUGGGGGACCUCAAGAUGGGGCCGUAAGCACAAGGGCCGUGGGCGCUUACACAAGACGGAGGAGAAAGUCGCGACCCAUUUUCGAGCCAUUCUCCACCAGCAAAUUGGUGGAAUGGUAG